This is a messenger RNA of Etheostoma spectabile (orangethroat darter), 2025 nucleotides long. RefSeq lists its product as uncharacterized. The record is from RefSeq and is a predicted model, not a curated record. The coding region runs from base 114 to 1040 and encodes 308 amino acids. The transcript has a single exon. NCBI's taxonomy places the organism in Eukaryota, Metazoa, Chordata, Actinopteri, Perciformes, Percidae.
AACCACUGACAGACAGCAUUAAAAGCCUCUGUGACAGAAUAGACAGGGUGGUCAGCCCUAAGAAGCCUGGAGCCAAAUUAACAGAUGAUCUAAUUAAUCGUGUACAUAGACGGAUGAUGAAGAUUAAGUCAGGACUUGACUUAAUAAAAAGCGAAGCCCAAGUACAAUUAGAGUUUGAAGAAAAUCACAAACCCCUGGAAAAUCAGUUUUUUAGUGAGGUCAACCAGGGGUCUAAAAAUACAUCAACACCAUGUCCACCAAACACCAGGCCAACUACAGGUUGCACUAAUGACACCAUCAGCUUAGCAAACAUGCAGCAAUCUGAUGGUGCCGUCAAGCAGGAGACUGAACCCACUUCAAAACAAGUACAUUUCCCACCCAUCUCAGAGACCGUGCAGCUCACAGAAAGUCAAUUCAAGCCACACCCGCCCCUCAUCAGAGGUGGAUCUGCUCAUGACCAACUCUCUUACCGGACUGCAUAUUUGGACCAGACUAUGUUGAAAUAUGGGCGUGUGCUCAAGCUUCAGCAGAGAGACGCAUUACAAGGCAGUGUCCUGACACCAGUUCCACCAAACACCCUGCCAGCUAUGAAGACCUCGCCACACAUGCAGAUGGGCCAGACUAUGUCCAAAUAUGGGCGUGUGCUCAAGCUUCCGCAGAGAGACACAUUACAAGACAGUGUCCUGACACCAGUUCCACCAAAAACCCUGCCUGGCAUGGAAGGGUCUCAGCAAAUACCCGACCAUGUACACUUGCCACCCAUCCAUGAUAAGGUGCAUUGCCCACAUCAUCAGACCCGUUCAAAGUUUCAGCAGAGAGACACCUUAAAAGGCAGCUUCCUUCCACCGUGUCAACCAAACACACUACCAGCUUUGAAGACCUUACAACACAUUCAGCUCUCGGCUAGUACAGUCAACCACGGGUAUAAAAUCACAUCAAAGUAUGUACCCUUACCACCCAUCUCUGAUAAGCUCACCACAGACUGCACUAACGCUACAAGGAGCUCAUCAAGAUUACUCAGGAGAGGCAUUAAAAGGUGAGGUUCUCUCACUAUUUCUGACAACCGCAACCACCAUUUCCAAUCACUGGCAGCAUGAAAAGUUGAUUGUGUGGGUUUAGUCCAGGUGAUCUGGUUUCCUAAAACAAUUGUGUGAGUUAAUUCCAGGUGAUCUGGUUUCCUUAAACAAUUGUAUAGGUUUUCUCCGGGUGAACCGGUUACUCCCACAAUUAAAAUAAAUUAAUAAAUGAAUACUAAAAAAACAGUAUUUGUUGUAUAUCAAUGUUUUUGUAUGAACAUUAGCUUCUCUCUUGUUCAUUGUGCCCGCUACAACCCAGCUUAUUAGGGCAAAAGGAAGCAACAUAAAACCAGAUUUUUUUUUUGCUAAAAUAAAGGUAUUUAUUAACAUAUGAGUUACAUGGAUUAACAAAAUCACAGGUGUCAAACUACAAAUGAAAAAAGGGCCUGUGGAUUAUGGUUAAAACCAAUAGAUGAAUAUAACAAGAAGAGGACUCUUCAGAGUUAAAAAAGUAUAGAAACAAAGCAUUACUAAUUAGUCCUGCCUCAAAACACAAAGAAAACCAGUAUCCCUAAAACUUGUGACUAACAGGAAAUAUCUACAAAUGUGUAACAAUUUUCAGUUUUUAAAGCUAAAACCUGGUCCAGUGUCCCAUGUAGUCUUGCAGCGGGUAUUUAACACACUUUCAACAAAGCUUUCAGCAAACCAUUCAACCAGAAAUUCCCCUCGUUCGGAUGCACGUAUAAGGCACAAUGUGUGAUAAACCAGCCUUCCCAUCCGUAAACAAACUAGCAAUGCAUCAUGGGAGAUCUAGCAAAGGCACGGAGCUAGGAAUGAGCGAAAACGUGAUAAAUUAUAAGCAUCAAGUGGAUAAAUCUUGGAUGUAACAGUUUGGAUUUAAUGCUCAACGACCCCGAAAAAGGCACACGUUCCAGGCUGGAUAGAAAACCACCUGUGAAGGCUAGAAAGACCCCAAAGAGACCUCCGUGACCGCUAGCUCUUUAGCUUU